AUGACCCAGUACAAGGAGGGAAAGGCAUCGAAAGAUACACCGAGCCGAUAUAGUCUACCAGCCUGGUUCAUCGAGCGCAACGUCAAGACUCCAUCUGAUCUAGAGAUAUUGAAGGAUCAAGCUAUUAUUUGUCAAUGCAAGAUUUGUCAAGAUUAUCAAAAAAGCUACGAGGACAUCGAUUCGGAUUCGGAUGAUCAACCCCCUGAAAGCGACGUUCUUGAAGCAGACGAGGAAGAACACAAUAGCGCUGAGACUCACGAGAUCAGCCAUGAAGAUGCCAUAUCCUACGCCAAGUUCUCAGAGCUACGCGAUCUUGUGGCCACGAACAUGCUUUGGCGGCAUAUGCGGCCUCAAGACUCAUCCGUUCUGCUUCGCCGGUGCUCUGUUUCGGGUUGCAGCACCUGCGCAAUGGAGCCGUUGCUCAUGAACGAUUUCGUCACUCAUGUGGCCAAGUCUCUGGGAACAGCGUUGAUAACUCUCAGCUUUGAGGAUCUGGAGGAGUUGGGUGGUGACUUUCACGCCCAGGAUAAGCGACAAACUCUCAGAAACGCUAAUAAGCAGACUUCAGAGAAGGGGUCCGAUAGAGAAACGAACGAGACGACUAAAGAAAAAACUCCCUUGACCGUGGAUGGCUCAGCAGCUGGAGCCAGUUCAGACAAUGGCAAGGAAAAAGAAACCCAGGAGACUUCUGAUGAAUCCACAACACCAAAGCAACCCACCAAAGACGAAUGGAAGGCGGAUUCGGCAGAUUGGGCAACUUACUCAACACACUUCUUUGCAGCACGCUCAAAAAAAUGGGAGGACGACAACUCGAUCUCCUACUCAGCUUGGCGAGACCGUGCUGAACAAUCAUAUGCGGCGAUUCUGGACGGCGCCUUGGUUAAAGCAGGCCAGCAGGCCAAGCCACAGAGUGAAUUGCAAGAUGUGGCAGACGUCGCCUCCAGUUCACGUGGGCUUCUUGUGCACUUCAUCGACUGUGACUACUCCGUCCUCCCUUUGGACUAUCGACAAAAGAGGAGGAUUUUGGUCAGACUGGGAGAGCUUGUGCAGAAGAGGCGUACAAAAGGCGAGAAUGUGGCCAUGGUCAUCUCUUCCAAGUUCCUGGAUUCAGGAGAGAAGCUUUGCCAGAAGGCAGGAAUAUCAAGCCUCUCAAAUGUUGUGCUGUCUAUAGUCAACCCCUCCCAGAAGGCUCGUGAGGAGCGAGACCUGCGGCGCAAGGGCGACAUCAAUACGCGGCGUCUCAGACGCAUCCUGAUGGCUGGCAUUACUCACACAGACAAGGCUGCUCGGACUAUUGAAUGGUUGUCAAGUAGCUCUCACGAAGGCCUCACAUCGUAUGGACAAGAGAUGUGGUCUAUCGAUGCUAGUCAUCACGCGGCUGCACAAAUCUUGGCCAGGAUAUGGAUGAAGCCAGAGCUUGUCUUGUCAUCAAAGCAUGUCGACUGUGUGCUACGAAGACUGAAGAUGCUUACAAAACCCAAGGCAUCCGAAACGGCUGACGAGGAAAAGGACUCGGAGGAGCUUGAAACGAUAAGUGAUGAGGUGGUUGAGGAAGCUGAGCAGAACCCUCUGGAUAAUAUAACGCUGGACGAAUACGAGGAGAGACUUCGUGAUUGUGUUGUCAGCUCAAAAGAUCUCAAUACUUCUUGGGAAGACGUCAUCUUGGACCACGACACAAAAGAAGCGAUGCAGAACCUGGUACCAUCCUCAAAGCUCGAAGUCGAAGGAUCCUCGGAAUUUCUGCUCUCGCAGUUGCGCAUCCGCGGGUGUCUAUUGUAUGGGCCCCCAGGCACAGGAAAGACGCAUCUAUGCCGCGCGAUCGCAGGGACCUCAGGUUUACGCAUGCUCUCGGUCGACUACGCUUCGAUCCAGGGAGGUAUUGUUGGAGAGGCCGAGAAGAUGAUCCGAGCCGCAUUCUCGCUCGCUGCCAAACUUUCCCCGUGCGUGCUCUUUAUCGACGAGGUCGACUCUCUGUUCUACCGCCGAAGCUCCGGGGAUAAGAGCUGGGAGCGGUCGGCCAUCACACAGUUCCUCGUGGAGAUGGAAGGUCUCUCGCAGAACGCUGAGGCGCCGCUGGUGGUCGUCGCUACCAAUAGGCCAUGGGACUUGGAUGAAGCGACUCGCGCGCUGCGAUCCUCCGUCUUCCUCAAGAGAGACGAUUUGGAUCCGGCGGUGGACAUCGACGGCAUCGCAAGCGUGACGAAAGGCUUCUCCGGCUCCGACCUGAAGAACCUCUGCGCGGAGGCCGCCCUAGUCUGGAAGAUCGAGCAGGUCAAGCUCGAUUCCCUAUACGGCACUAUGUCCCCGACGUUUUCUACCGCUCGCAAAGCUCCCAAGAGACUGCGGCUGGAGGUAGAUCACUUCACCGCGGCGUUCGAGAGAAUGCAGCCGAACAAGACCGAGGAGUUGAGUGAGCAAUUGGAGCGGUUCGCUCGGCGCUUCAACCCCGACCAAGGCGAGUUCGGCCAGGGCAACGGCGGAAAGAGAUACAUCUACAACGACACCGGCAGGAAAAAUGAAAUAUUUAGUGUGCGAGAUUUAAUUUCGCGGCCGUUGCCGCUUCAGGAGGACACGCCCGCCAACAUGCAGAUGGUUGUCUGGCGUAGCCCGGAGUCCAUGCUCUUUCCAACAACAGUGAGCAAUCAGACGAGAGAGCCGACCUCCCUAUCGCCAGCCUCUGACAUGAAGUCACAGAAAGACGAAAGUAAGAUUGAGGCUUGUGCUGACGAGCGGCACAAAGACUCUGAGGAUGGUUCGAUGGAAAUGAAGGUCCACAAUCUGGAAGUGUUCUCUUGCGCUGGAUUUGACACGGAGAAGGCUCAUACGUCUCCCGACCACUUUCAAGACUGCGAAAUAAUAGGCGAGAGGGAUUGUAUCGAGAAUAGUCCUGAGCCGAUCGGUCUUGCUUUAUCACAGACAGAACGCUCAGUACUCAAAGCUCAUAACCCGAAAUCAGGGGCUGAUGUAGAUUUGUUGGCCUUGCUAGUUACUUUGGCAGCCGUCUUCUGGUACAGUUAG
This is a messenger RNA of Diaporthe amygdali, 3018 nucleotides long. RefSeq lists its product as uncharacterized. Gene Ontology annotation, molecular function: ATP binding; ATP hydrolysis activity. Gene Ontology annotation, cellular component: mitochondrial outer membrane. The record is from RefSeq and is a predicted model, not a curated record. NCBI's taxonomy places the organism in Eukaryota, Fungi, Ascomycota, Sordariomycetes, Diaporthales, Diaporthaceae. Bases 1 to 3018 code for a protein of 1005 amino acids. The transcript is spliced from 3 exons.